UAGAGUUGUGACUAGUCUCGUUGAUAGAAAGAAGGGGGUAUGGAACAUAGUUGUUCACAUGAAAACAAAUGAGCAAGUCGCUUUGAGGUUAGCUUUAAAGGCGAUUUCCUAUCUGUGUUAGGCAAUAGGUAGAUUGCAAAGUGCAGGAAAAAAACGAGUCUCCUGCUUUAGGUUUUAUUGCUAGAAGUUUACGGGACACGGCUAGAUAAUGCUGCCUUGGAAGAAGAAUAAAUUCGAACUGAUAGAAGGAGAUAAGCAGUCGAAACAGAAGGGUUAUGCCGUGAGUUUGAACUACUCUGCGCUGACCUCCUUUGCCAAGUCGUGCCCGGAGAGCGCCCUGAACCGUGUGGGCAGCAUGUUUAAAUCCAAGAGGAAAAAAGUCAAAAUUACCAACGAGGACCCCACAUACACCGUCUUGUACCUCGGGAACGCCACCACAAUCCAGUCGAAAGGAGAAGGCUGCACCGACAUCGCCGUGAGCAAGAUAUGGAACAAAAGCGAGAUGGGCAAGAAUGGCACGAAGAUGAAACUCACCGUAAGCUCACAGGGCAUCCGGAUGGUUCAUGUGGACGACAAGGCGAGGAGACCUGGCCACUUGUACUUACUGCACCGGAUAACCUACUGCGUCGCAGACCCGAGGUUGCCCAAGAUUUUCGCUUGGAUUUACAGACACGAGAUGAAGCACAAGGCGGUGAUGCUGCGGUGCCAUGCUGUGCUCGUUUCCAAGCCGGAGAAGGCUAAAGCCAUGGCGCUGCUCUUGUAUCAGACGUCGGCGACUGCUUUGGCUGAGUUCAAAAGGCUAAAGCGAAGGGACGAUGCCAGGCACCAGCAACAGCAGCUAAUAGGUGAUCAAACAAUCCCACUGGUGCCAAUCAGAAAGCUUCUUAACGGACAGUGCUAUUACAAGCCACCAGUGGAGCGCAGUCGGAGUGCGCCGAAGCUCGGCUCUAUCACCGAGGACUUGCUCGGCGAAGAAGAGGAGGAAAGAGCCAUGCACUUUGAAUGCGAGGAUAUUCUUGAUUCUGACAGUGAUUGCUUGGGUAAAGGAAAACGCGAACUAUCUCAGAUUAUUAAUGACCUUGGGGAAAUGUGCAUUGGAAACGACCUGCAGACACUAAAAUCUGACUUACGGGUUACCAGGUUGCUGUCAGGCGAGAGUACGGGCAGUGACUCCUCUAUAGAGGGCAAUCAGGAACCCAAUUCUAUUUCCAGCGGCUUCGUGGAAGGCAAAAUACAGGACAUUGGCUGAUUAUCCAUAGCCUACUUCACCCUUUACAUAAACCCAAACUGCCUCUAGAACAAACCUUCACCUUUUAUAACAUUCAGCAUUUCUGUUGUCCGUCACAAAGAGCAUGCAUGCCAAGGGUGUUCUGUCUCCUCAUCCAAUCAACUUGAAAGAAAACUUUUAAGACUAAAAGUUAUGUUACAACGAGUUGCAGAGAAACCAUAAUAUCUUUAUUCAUCGGAAGCACGCGUACUUGCAAAUCCACAAGACUACACAUUUAUUUCCUUGACUUGAAAUGCAGUUACGACUCUGCAGAGUAACAUUAUAUUACUGCUCUUUAAGAGAGAUUGUAUCGGACCAAAUCUGUUUACCCACACCUGUUUCGCUUGAAGAAAUGCCAAAUUCUCGACGAACAGAACCGAUGUUGAAAAAUUUGUUUUCAAGACCAUCAUCAAUGGGAAAUCGAUGUUUCCAUACCUUCAGUGUGGCGCGUGUUUAUUUUCUCUGAGCCUUUGUGGAAUUGUCUUUCCCGUGUUAUGUUGUUGAUUGUACAUGGUAUUGUUCAACUCACAUUUUCAUAAUGUUCACCAAAUGUUCUCAUAAACAUAAAUGUUAUAUCUUUGCUGUGCAAAAGGAAAAAUAUAUCCUAAAGUUUUUAGAUGUCUAUAAUAAAUGAUAAUCUAUAAGUGUGUAUGAAUAUUUGCUAUUUUUAAAGAGACGUGGGCUGAUUUCCUGGAACGAUUCUACAAUAAAGAACAAAACUAAAACCUUCAA
This is a messenger RNA of Conger conger (European conger), 1999 nucleotides long. Its product is annotated as protein FAM43A-like. Bases 209 to 1249 code for a protein of 346 amino acids. The transcript has a single exon. Lineage: Eukaryota; Metazoa; Chordata; Actinopteri; Anguilliformes; Congridae. The record is from RefSeq and is a predicted model, not a curated record.